Messenger RNA from Pogonomyrmex barbatus (red harvester ant), 4056 nucleotides. RefSeq lists its product as uncharacterized. The record is from RefSeq and is a predicted model, not a curated record. NCBI's taxonomy places the organism in Eukaryota, Metazoa, Arthropoda, Insecta, Hymenoptera, Formicidae.
CCGCCCUAGGAAAAUUUUCGUAAUCGCGAAACGUAUGCCAGCAGGACAUCAGUCCGAGGACGACGGCUACAUGAGCAUGAAUGGACGGAAAGCGAAGAUGGCGUUGGUAGCAUUACGUCCGGUUCCGGACUGUCCGGAGCCGCAGGAUCCCGCGGGUGUCUCGACACAAGAAUUCCCGCCACCCCCGGAAGAGGCCGAACGUAUCAUCUCGACCCUUUUGCCGAUGGUUUCGCCAGGAAACUCGUCAAAAAGGAACGUCGUGGGCCAGGCCUCGGAGCGACGAAGUGUCAGCGGCCGGCAGCAGUGGAUGGUGACCGUGGAGGACAGUAUGCGCCACGGUAACGCCGUUACCACGCAAACCACCCUCCCGAAGACCCGCCACCAGCGACCCUAUGGUUGGGAGAACGGGACCGUGGAGUCGUUGCGAUUGGCUCAACCGCCUAGUCCGCCCAGCAAAUUCGCCAGCUUGCCGUACGACGGCAAGGUAUCCUUCAACUGGAUCCCGCCGCGUACGAAUCCGAGCGCGGUGGAGAAGCACCGGGAGGUGCGCCGUCGUUCCUCGGAGGAGUGUCUGGAGAUUCUAGGCGUAGGUUCCGCGUCGAAGCUGCGCGACUUCGACGACUGGCAGGAUCAGCGACUGUCAACGACCGACGACGACCUGAUCUCGCCGUACUCGGAUUCGUCCACGAACGAUCUCGAUCAGAUACGACCGCAGGAGCUCACGAAGAACGGUACCUACGUCAUACGACGUGGUCGCAAAAAGGAGCGCAAAGUUCUGCCAAAGACGCCGACCAAGACCAAAAGUUUGUCUUUCGAAAACGGCGAGGAGAGGAAUCGAUUGUCGGAUGUGAAGCGAUACUCGAGUACCUUUGACAAUAUCAAGAGCCUGUUGAAGGAGGGCAAGCUGGAGGCUCUGGAUGAGCCGCCGGCGGAAUUCGCGAUUCCGGUGUCGCCGCCGGACCUCAUCCGGGUCGUGUCGAUGCCGGCGAUCAAUAACGACGCCAAUAAUCGGGCACAAUUGGAGAUCACCGUGGAAGAGGAGGAGACGUCCGACGUCUCUGAUAAGGAUAAGGAGCGCGACAAUAUCGAACUACCUCGGCUACCACCGUCGCCAAUCGAGGAGGAUCAAAUGGGUCCCCGUCCGGACCGGUCGAGAGACUCCAACGGCGUUCCGACUGCGCCCAACUUGGCGGAUCUGGACAUCGGCAGGUCAUUGGUGAACAACGCGCUCGCCGAAUCACAGACGAAGAAGAAGCUCACGAGUGCGGUGAGCGACGAGCGACUGGCCUCUAAGAUCCCGGUGAAUCUGCUGAUCGAGGAUCAGAUCGUGAAGAAGGCGCUCAAGGAAAAUCGCCGGCAGCUGGAGAAGGUGAGCGACGCGAUCAAGGAGAUCGAGAACGUGAAGAACAGCGAGUCCUAUUGCGAGAGCAAGCGCUGGCGGAACGGCGACCUGAAGCAGAGUUCGAAGCGGAACAGCUUCGAGAGCGAAUUCCCGUCGGUCCACGACGGGCGGAAACCCGUGACGAUCGACGGUAGUCCCUACGAUGGCAGGAGUCGCAGUAGGCAACAACAGCAGCAGCAGCAGCAGCAGCAAUACAGCUCUGACUCCGAGACGUCCAAGACCAGUUCGGACGCGGACUUCGCGGACCGAAGAAAGCUGAACGGCGCCACCGAGGUCGUCUACUCGUCCGGCAGGCGGCUGCGUCAGAACGGUAUCGAGAACCACAAGAACGAUCAGAAGCAGAUCGAGAACGUGAUCGACGCUAUUUUGGAGGACUCGAAGAAUCCGGAAUUCCAGGUGAGCGUCGACGUGAUGGAAUUCCCGCCGUUACCACCCUCGCCCGUCGAGGAAGCUGACGAAGAGAGCUGUUCGGACGUUGGCCAAAGCGCCGCGAUGACACCACCCAAGUCCAAGAGUCAUAGCAGCAGCCGGACUGUGGAGUACAGGCCGAGGGUGCCACCCCAUCGUGUCCCGCCGGUCAUCGACCCGAAGGAGCAGGCUUCCUUGAACACCAGGUCCAUGGAUGCCGGCUUUGCCAGAGGGAGACGCACGCCGACCACCAAUAACUCUAGGCGUGAGGUGCCCGUGGAACGGAGGACUCUGCCCACUGAUUUACCAGGACCAUCUCGCCGACGACCGUUCACAAAACGACAUUCGCCAUCGGCAGAGGCGUGCUCCUCCGGGGGUAGCAGUGGCGGUUGCGGUACCGGCGGUAGCGUUGUUACCGGUACCGGUUCCGGUAUGCAAACGUCGUGUUCUCUACCGGAGACUCCGGUGUUCGCCAGAGGCAGCGAUAUCCCCAAAACGCCACAACACGCUGGCAACCCCACGCAGACGAGGCGACAACCCGGCUGGUAUGCACCAAUCACAGCUACCGGCUACCGACGGAACAAUCCUGGUUUGGAGCAGGCCAUAAUCGGCACUGAGCUUCUCCGACUGGCGGGAGGUCCGAAUCGCGGAUGGUAUCCCACCAGGAAGGCGAAUCAGCCGCGGCCGGCCUCGAUCGAACAUCUCGAACGGCUCAACAACGCCUACGACGCGCGGCUACCAGGCACCGGGGACCAGAGGAAGCCGCUGACUCUGCCCACGAACAUCACGCCCAACAAAUACUUCGGCCAAAGUAAGCACAGCUCCGCCUCCAGCACUCGCGAGGCGCUACGGAGGGUCACUAGCUUGCUCAUCAAGAAAGGAAGUGGUAACAAAGAUGGAAAAGGCAAUAAGGAUAAUAAUUCACCCUCUGGCCCUUAUGCCGGAUGCGCGGAUGGCGGCGAUGCGCCGAAGAAGAAGGGUUUCUUCAAGGGCUUCUGGAAGCGUUCGCGCCACUACUCGCUGGAGAACCAAUAGCCCAGGUGCGCGAGGGUGACGAAUCACCACCAUCAUCAGCGGUACAGGCAGACGCGGCAGCAACGGCAGCGGAGCAUCGCAGCCACCACGACCCUCGCGAGCAACCCCUGCUGCUGUAUCGUCCAGUAACCCCGAUUUACAUCGCGUAUAUCGACCGCGACUCUACCCUCCCAUCUCCCUGAUCGACGUCCCUCCGCUCGCGACGGUGCACCUCCGCUUUUCUCUCGCGUGCAUGCGGAAUUGGCGCGCGUUCCACCCCUCGAGGUCCGAUCAACUGCGUUAGCAUGAUUCUUGCAUCAUCCGUGAACCAAAAUAAUAUUUUAUAUAUGAUUUUAUAACUUUUUUGGAAAUUUUUUCACACACACACACACACACACACACACACACACACACACAGUAUACAUACCCACACUGGAAAACACGCGUUAAUGCUAAGGAAAAGUAAUAUUAUUGAUUAACAUUAUUGCCGAUAAUAUAUGAUUAACUGCGGUUAUAGCUGGUAAUAUAACGAAGGAACCCGAUGGUAAUGAUGAUAACUACGAUCGUAUGUAUUUAAUAGAGUUUUUAAGUCAAUGUGUCGCAUUCAUCACCUCGGAUACCUGAAAGAGACGACGGCCGACCGACAAUCGGUCGGCCGAAUGCCAAAGAUUCGGUUCCGUUGGUGCGUCGAGCUCGGGAGGAACUCGAGGCGAGAAGAAACCAUUCGGCGAAACUCCCCCCCCCUCCCUCCUUUCGCAAUCGCAGCGUGUCCUUUCGUUAUAUAUUUGUAAAAUAUUUCCCGUCGGUUUCAUAUUCCUCCGCGAUCACGAUCGCGACGUUCAUAUAUCGAAACGCGAUGGCGAAAAGGAGAGAACUGCGUUUAUCUUUUCUUUGAAAUUUACAUUUUGUUAUCAAAUGCGAAAGGAAGAUCUACCGUUUCUUCUUUUUUGAAAAAUAAUAAUAUCUGGAUGUAGGAGUAAUCAUCAAUGGAAUGAAAUCUCAGAGGCAAAAGGAUAUAUAUAUAUAUAUAUAUAUAUUAAUUGCCGUGAGAAAGUUUCAGAUUUCGCGCGCUAGGAAGAAUGAUGCGUGGGGAUAUGCACGUUUCCAAGCUUACUUUUUUUGCGAAGGAUCUCGUCGGGGUCGUAUCUUCUUGCCUCUGACAUCCUCGAUCACUCGUUAAAUAUUAGACAAAUUGACAGACGCUUGAGAAAUAUAAUUUAUCUUACUAUAAA